This is a messenger RNA of Drosophila serrata, 3206 nucleotides long. RefSeq names its product Protein associated with topo II related - 1 (gene Patr-1). Gene Ontology annotation, biological process: P-body assembly; deadenylation-dependent decapping of nuclear-transcribed mRNA. Gene Ontology annotation, cellular component: P-body. Gene Ontology annotation, molecular function: RNA binding. The record is from RefSeq and is a predicted model, not a curated record. NCBI's taxonomy places the organism in Eukaryota, Metazoa, Arthropoda, Insecta, Diptera, Drosophilidae.
GUCACACUGGUGACAACUUGUCACUGACAAGUCAUGAUAAUUUUUUUUGAAGCAAUAGUUUUUCGCCAUGGAUGACUCGUUUUUCGGCUUCGAUACAACUAUACCGGACGAGGACGGUGGCGAUGGGCGCAUUGCGGAGGAGGAGUAUGAUGCACUGAACGACGAAACCUUCGGAUCGGCGAUAAAUGGAGACUGGGAGGAGGCCCACGAGACGAUGGUGCGCCUCGGCGGCAAUGGCGAACGGAUGCGCAAACGGCCCGUGGACGCGUCUGCCGGCGGUAGUGCGGAUGUGGAUUUUCCCGACCACGGCAAUGGAGCCUUUAGGCACCCGAACCUGCUGUCGUCCGGUCCGUCGUCCAGCGGCUCAACACCGGCCCCGUUCAAUGCCCCCUUCAGGCAGGCGCGCCAUAUUGGCGACUCAGAUCUGGAGCUUAACCUCUCGUCGAUGAAGCUGGACGACAUGGACCUCUCCUCAUUCGCCGACAGCGAGACCGGUGGUCUGAGCAAUCGGAUCAAUCUGGACUCUGCCGUCUGGGCGUCGCAGCCAUUUCCGAACAACCAGCCACUCUUUCGAGAGCCCCUGCGCAGCGCCUUCAAGCCGCAGCAACCGCACCAGCAGCAACACCAGAUGAAGCCUCCCCCAGAGGCUAAUGCCAACUUCCCGCUGCAUCACCUGCCGCCGCCACCAUCGCAGCAGGCUGGGCCGAAGAUCACCACCCUCGAGGACAUUGAACGUAAUAUGAUUAUCCAGCAGGCAAUGCCUAAGCAGCAACAACAGCAGCCGCAGCAGCAUCAUCAUCACCAGCCAGCGGAGCGAAAGAUGUUCGACGACUUCAGCCUCGGCAACAGGCAGCAUGUGGCCACACCAACCAUGAUGCAUCAGCAGAAACAGACCCCGCAACAGCAGGCGCCACAACAGCCGCAACACAAGGCCCCUCCUGGAUUCUUAGGAACGCCACAGACCUCUCCACCCAGGCCAAAUUUGGGCUUCCCCGGUCCCCAUCAACUGCCCGAGCUGCUCCAAACACCGCCGUCACAGCAGCAACUAAACGGCAUGGGUGGAAAUCGAGCACCGCCCGGUUUUAUCUAUCCGCCGGGUAUGCCCGGCAAUAUGCCCCAACUGCCGCAGCAUCCGCUCAUGCCACAGCACUUGCCGCCCAACUUUCCGUUGCCCGGCGGCAACCAGCGCCCACUACCUAAUCCGCACGCCCUGCCCACGGCCCUGAACAACUUUGCAAUGCAUCCGAGCUUCAAUGCAAUGCGCGCCGCUGGCCUCCAUCCGGCGGCCUUCAUGCAGCCACCACAUCCGCAUCAGAUGCAGCAGCCGCGGAUGCCGCCGCACCCGCUGCAGUCGGCCAACAGCCUGCUCGGUCAGCAGCCAAACUCUAUGUAUAACAUGUUUAACAUGCGGCUGGUGCAGGAGAUUCAGCAAAACCAUCCGCUGCUCCAGCAGGCUGCUGCCGCCCGUCAAAUGCAGCAGAGCCGUGCUGGCUCUGUGGUUAGCGACCGCCAAAAGAAUCAGAUGCAGCAGCAGCAGCUCGGUCGGCGCCCGGAUGGGAAUUAUCCUCUGGAAGAAUACGAUGAGUACGCCAACCUGAUGAGCACACGCGACAAACACUGGCUGAUUGGGAUCCAGCUGUCGCAGCUGAACACGGAUACGCCCUAUAUCGACGACUACUACUUCACGGUGCACAGGGAACGCAAGGCUCAGCAGAAUGGGCAGAUGCGCAACAGCCAGGCGCACAAGGACAACCAGCUGAACCAUCCACUCACACAGCCGCGCGGCCAUGCGCAGCUCAUUCUCGUCCAGUUGGGCAACAAGAACGGGACUCGCAAUGGCCAUGGACGCGAGCGCCGCAACUCGGAAAACACCAGCAGCACGGGAGGCAGCACCAACAAUGGUCCAGGUGGCAACAACAACAACCUGACGGGCUACAUCUUCUCGCCGUUGAAGUUUGAGAACUCCCUGGGCAAGCUGCAGUAUGGCAGUGUGACGGCGCCGCGAAAAAUCAUAGACGCCGACAUUAUGGGCGGUGAAUCGAGCACCGGCACCGAUGCCACAGCUACGACCUCCGCGAGCACGAACCCCAAAUCCAACGCAGGAACUCCACUGCUGCCUUCGGCGAGCAGCGAAGUCAAUCCGAGCAGCAUGCGUAAGUCGCGUCACAUCUUGCUGUUAAUCGAGACGCUGUAUCGCUAUCUGCUCAAGCUGGAGGAUCUGGAGAGCCCCGAGGUAAUGGCCACCAUAGAGCUGAAAAAGAAAAAGGAGGCCGAGCGCAUCGCGGCCCUGGAGCAGAUGGAGAUGGCAAACAAAACGGCUGAAGAGCGGGCCGCCGAAGCCGCCAAUCCGCAAACCAUGAAUCCGCAACUAAGGAACAAGUUCAACUACGAGGUGGAGACCAAUGCGGCUUUGGUGAAUAAGUUAAAGGCUGGUCUGACCUUUGACAAGGUGGUGUCAAUGAUGAAUGUGCGCAAGGGAAAGAUACUACUCCGUCGCAUUAUGCCCUUCAUUGCGGAUCAAAGCAUUUGCUGGACCGUUUGGAGCGGCAUCUUUUGUUCGCUUCAGACCGUGGUGAAGAAGGACAAGGACGACGUUGAGGGACUCUUAUACGCACUCUAUCCAGAAUUUAAAAAGCACAUCAACAAGGCCAGUUUCGAGAACCUAGUGAGCAUUUCAGCAGCCAUCACGCUGAACGACAAGAAGCUGACCGGAAUCUUCUGCAGUCGCUUUGGAAUCCUUUCUCUUGUUGCCCUUAUACUGCGUGCCGAGGAAAUAUAUGUUUCCCGAACGGACGCCACCCUCAGCGAGGAGAACAGGCAGAGGUGGCGGGAGUUUUUGGCACAGGUGGCGUCCUGCCUCAAUCGCACCAUACAGAAUCAGACCAUCUCGGCGGCCAUCGAGUCGGAUGCAAUUCAGCCGCUAAUGAACCACUUUGAGCGGUUCAAGGAUCUAAAACUGGACGCGCUCUUAGCGUUAAUAACCGAAGCCAGGCAUCAAAUUGAUUAGGUUGCGUGUCGAGCCUUUCAUUUCAAUUGAUCGGGAGGAUUCAGAUAAUUGUAAAAUUCAUGUAGUCGAGUUUACUUUGCUUUACUCAACUACUCAUAUGUUUGUAUAAAUUAUGUAUCCAAUACUUACAUAUGUACCGAUAUGUACGAUCGUGUUUACUUUUACGCAUACUACAAAAAAAAAAAAAAAAAAAAACAUU